Molecule: messenger RNA, 1482 nt
Organism: Candida dubliniensis CD36
Lineage: Eukaryota; Fungi; Ascomycota; Pichiomycetes; Serinales; Debaryomycetaceae
Product: origin recognition complex subunit 5
Exons: 1
Coding region: 1-1482 (493 amino acids)
Biological process (GO): DNA replication; DNA replication initiation
Cellular component (GO): nuclear origin of replication recognition complex; nucleus
Molecular function (GO): DNA replication origin binding
Source: RefSeq, a predicted model, not a curated record
AUGAGUUUAACACUUGAUGAAUUGUCAUUAUUGAAAAAAGAAGUGAAAGAAAGAGAUGAAGAAAUUGAUUUGUUGAAUGCAUUUGUAAACAAGAAUCCAAGAUUACUGUCUCCAUGCGUCAUAGUUCAUGGAUAUAAAUCUAUUGGCAAAACAUUUACCGUGACAAAGUUUUUAAAGGCAUUGGGAUUAAAAUUUUCUACCGUUAAUUGUGAUGAAUGUGUUUCGAAAAAGAUAUUAUUACGCCGAUGUUUUGAUAGAAUUAGAAUCGAUAGUGGCCGACAAAUAGGGCCAAUAAACACCAGAAGUGAUUUGGCAAAAUAUGGGAAUACCGGUGAUAGCUUUUCAACAUUUUUAUCAGCUUUAGAAUUGUUUGCUGACGAGUUUGGCUAUAGAGAUGACCAUCAUGUUUUACUACUAGACAGAUUUGAUCAAUGUUUUGAAUAUGUAAAUGAUUUAUUAGCCGGGUUUACACGAUUAAAAGAAUCUUCAAGUUUGCAGAAUUUCACUGUGAUUGUUGUUGUUGCUGGUGAAGACCCUAAAGAAAUUGUGACAUUAUCAAACCCACAUGUUUAUUUCAAAGUUUAUAAUGAAACCCAAAUAAUCAGUAUUUUACAACAGAAUCGAUUAUGCAAAUUCGAUGAUACUUUGGAUAAUUCGCCAGAGAGUAUAGAAUUUUACAACCAAUAUGUUAAAGCAAUAGUGGAUAUGUUUUAUUCAUACACAGGAUCCGAUAUGUCAUUGUUGAUAGAUUUUACCAAGAGAUUAUGGGAUCCUUUUAUUGAACCAAUACGACAAGGUCGAUUACAAAUUACAGAAUUUGUCAAAUGUCUUAAAGAAGGUAUGCACUUGUUUACUGACGAAGAUGUUGUUAGUAAUUCCGGAGUCAUUGAAUUUAAAACACUCCAAUGGGAACAACAAAUGAGCCAUGGAGGGCAUGUCCAAGAUUUACCUUUACAUUCUAAAUUUUUUUUACUUGCAUCUUAUUUGGCAUCAUAUGGGAAUCAAAGAAAUGAUCUUCAUAAAUAUUCUAAAGUGAAAGUAGUGAAAUACAAAAAGAGACAAAGCACCAAAUCAGCUAAAGUUACAAAGGGACAUAUGAGUAAAGAAAGUAUCGAUACACGUUUAUUAUCGGCCAACUUUGUUGAUCUUGAAAGAAUCUUGGCUAUUUUGUCAGUCAUAUAUAGGAAUUAUGCCCCUUCAUUGAAUCAUUCAGAUAAAGAUGAAUUGCUUUACAUGGAUGAUCGGAUAAUAGAAAAUGAAGAGAAAAAAGAAUCAGAAAGGUCUAGAUUCACUCUAACGAGAAAUAUCGAUUUGAGUAAUCAAAUUGCAACGUUGUUUUCCUUAGGAUUAUUGAGUAAGACCAACUCCUCGGAUAUAUUGACCGCCAAAGUAAGAUGGAAGUGUAAUAUUGAUUGGGAUACUGCAGAAGGAAUAGCAAAGUCAGUGAAUUUUCCUAUUGCAGAGUUUAUGAUAGAAGACUAA